AUGGCCUCGUUCGAAUCGCUACACGAGCGCCUCGCAGCGCUCCAAGAAACGACGGGCCAACUCCGCGAACUCAUCGACCGCCUCGCCAACAUUCAAUUCCAGCCGGGUUCUGUACCCCUGAGCACUAGCGACGAAGACAACGUUGCCACUGAGUUAAGCACCGAGAUCGGCCAGAUUCUGCGCGAGGAGGAGGAAGACCUCGAGCUGCUCCAUGAAGAGAUCAUCGACCUGCGCUCCGGCCGGCCGGGAAGCGACGCCGAGCACCGCAAGAUACGCCUCAAAGAGAGCGCACACCGACUCCAAACCGAACUAAAAGACUGCCGCACCUCCUUUCGCAAGGCCCAGCUCUCCGCCCGCCGCAGCCUCGAAGCCGCCCAGAAACUCGAGCGCGACCUCCUCCUCGCGUCCUACGCCGCCUCCGCGUCCGCCUCCUCCUCCACCAUCCUCACCAACCCCGACACAACCCCCGACUCCGACGCCACCUCCCCAACAGGCACCCAACAACACCACCAACAACAACCCCUCUCCCACGAAGAAGCCCGCGCCCAGCUCCUCACACCGCGCGACCGCCGCCGCCUCAACAAAAAACCCGGCAACCGCGGCAGCAGCCAACAAAACGACGUGGUCACCACGUCCAGCGACAUCACGCUCGCCCUACAACGCACCCACACGCUCAUCGCAGGCGAGCUCGCCAAAUCCGCCUUCGCCUCGCAAACCCUCGCCGAAAGCUCAGCAGCCCUCGCCGAGCUGCAGCGCAGCUACGAGGGCUUGGACGGCCUGCUGACGCGGUCGCGCGACCUGGUGGGCACGCUGGUGCGCGCGCAAAAGAGCGACACCUGGUACCUGCGCGCCGCGCUGCGCCUGCUGCUGGCCACGCUGGCGUGGCUGGUGUUUCGGCGCUUCCUGUACGGCCCGCUGUGGUGGCUGCUGUGGCUGCCGCUGCGCACGGGGUGGCGCGUGACGAGGGGGGUGUCGCAGCUUGGUGGUGGUGGUGCGGGUGGUGGGGAGAGGGGGGCUACGAUGGGGGUGGUGGCGCCUGGGGAGCAUGGUGGGGCGGCGGCUACGGUUGUGGUGGGGGUUGGGGAGGAGGGGGCCGUGCCGACGGUGCGGGUUGGGAGGGGCCAGGAGGAGGGAGAGGGUAGUGGUGAUGGGGAUUCGAUGGUGGAGAAGGUGGGCAGGAUGGUGGAGGAUACAUUGGACCGGAGGGAGGAGGAGGAAGCGAAUAGGACGGCGGGGGAUGAGCUGGAGGACCAGCCCAACCCCAUGAAGCGGGUGUGGGAGGAAGACGUUGGGGAGGCGGGGCAGGUGAGGGACGAGUUAUGA
Molecule: messenger RNA, 1323 nt
Organism: Chaetomium fimeti
Lineage: Eukaryota; Fungi; Ascomycota; Sordariomycetes; Sordariales; Chaetomiaceae
Exons: 1
Coding region: 1-1323 (440 amino acids)
Biological process (GO): retrograde vesicle-mediated transport, Golgi to endoplasmic reticulum
Cellular component (GO): SNARE complex; endoplasmic reticulum; membrane
Molecular function (GO): SNAP receptor activity
Source: RefSeq, a predicted model, not a curated record